Diplodia corticola is the source of this 1461-nucleotide messenger RNA. Its product is annotated as mediator complex subunit med21. The record is from RefSeq and is a predicted model, not a curated record. The coding region runs from base 1 to 1461 and encodes 486 amino acids. Gene Ontology annotation, cellular component: cytoplasm; SBF transcription complex. Gene Ontology annotation, molecular function: transcription coregulator activity. The transcript has 4 exons. Lineage: Eukaryota; Fungi; Ascomycota; Dothideomycetes; Botryosphaeriales; Botryosphaeriaceae.
AUGGCAUCUGUCGCGCCCGACGCGGCUGUCUCGCUGCGGCCAGACGCUCAAGCCGCGGUUCCAGGCUUGGCUCCCGCGCCGCGAGCGCACCCCGCCGCCCACGAGAGCCAUCGCGAUGCCGUUGCCCAGCCCAGCAACACCACCAUCACCACCGACGUGAACGUGCUGCCCGCGUCACAGGAGUCUGACAUCUCCGCGUCCAGCAGCGUCAGCUACGCGCCCGCUCUCCUGUCCUCCCAGAGCAAUGUUUCCACCGAAUCAAUCGUCGACACGGAGUUGACCUCGCCUGCGACCUCAAAUGUCUCGAGCCAGUGCCCGCCCUACAGCCAGCCUGUCCCGCCACCCGCCAAUCAGGAGGACGUCCGGUCACCAUCCAGAGCAGUCACGCCCCAGCCCUCGACAAUCAUGGCCGAGAAGCUCCAGAAUGCGUCGUCCGCGAGCCCCAUGGCCGUCGACACUCCCACAAUAUCGCAAGGAACGAAACGAACCGCGAGCGGCGCGGUGAAGAUCCCCAGCAGCAGCGCCAGCCUGAUGACCACCGGACUCUGCACCAGCGUCCCCUCGGCAAACAUGGGCGCGCUGUCAAGCCUGAGCAGGAUAGGAAAGCUGUCUGCCGACUUGAAGACGCGUCUUUCCUAUGCAAUGGUCAAGGUGCAGAACGGGUGGGAGCAUCAGUCGAUCGAGGAGCUGGAGACGGCAGCCACGUCACAAAGGACGUCGCGCUCGGCCACUCAGACACCUACCUCGGCAAAGUUCAGGAAUGCGACGGACGACUCUCCCCACGCGUAUGAUCGACGCACCAGACGCCCAAGCGCGCUGUCCGACCCGUCAGAUCGGUAUCUGGGAACACCAGGCGCGCAAAGGAGCCCGUCAAGGAUCCGAAUGUUUGGUCCAACGACAGGCCUCACCCAGCUGGACCCAACCGACGAGGAUGCGCGCCCCUCGACCGCCUCCACCUUCAGCAGCUCCGCAUCGUCCGCCCCGACCCUCGCCCCGGCAUUAGACCUCAGCCCCACCAAGCGGCAUCGCCGCUCCACAACAUCAUCUUCCCGCCCGCCGCCGCCCAUGCUCGGGUCCCAGCCCCGGCCCGAGGUGCGCGUCACCAAACCUUUCCCCGACAUCCUCGGCGCACCCGCAACGCCGGCGGCCGGCGGUACUACCAGGCAGCCGACAGGCACGACUACUAGUACUCAACGGCCCGCCGGCAUCCUCCGCAUGCCCAGCCAGCAGGCCGAGAUGGACGCCGUCGACUCGCUGCUCUUCAUGAGCAGCAGCCCGAACAACUCGGCGCACCUGGCGCACGCGCCGGGUGCGGGUGCGUCGUCGACGGCGAAUCCCAGUCCGCUGAAGAUGGAGUUUACGAAGAGAGUCGCUUUUGACGAUAGUAGCAGUAGCAGCAGCGAGACGGAACGCGGGAAGAGGAGCUCUGGGGCUGCUGCCGCGCGGGUGCGGGUCGCGUGA